Messenger RNA from Anas platyrhynchos (mallard), 6413 nucleotides. NCBI's taxonomy places the organism in Eukaryota, Metazoa, Chordata, Aves, Anseriformes, Anatidae. The record is from RefSeq and is a predicted model, not a curated record.
CGUCCCCAACCAAGGUGGGACCCCAGCACAACACCUCUGAAGCGCAGCUGUCUGACUGGCCUCAUUUGCCGUAUCGAUAGAGUUCUCAAGAUAAAAUGGAAGGAAAAAUACAAACUGAAAUUCGUCUUUGCUAAACUUUUUUUUUUUUUUUUUUUUGUCUUUGGUCUGCUUUUAUUCUAAUUUAUUCUCAAAACCAAGUUCCUGUCCACGAUUAUAAAAACAACGACACGACGGAAAUGGUGGCGGGGUGUUUCGUCCCUCGCAGACGACCCCGGCACAGCUGAAUUCCGAGGGGGCGCCCCCACACCCUGGGCGCGAAUCGCCGAAUGCUGGCGAAGUUUGGGCCCUCCCGCUUGUCUUCCGAGCGUCUGUUUCCCGUUGCCGUGGUGACGCUCCCAGGGCAGCGGCGGCGUUGCGGCGCUCUCGCCUAUUGCCGCAGUUCGUGGCUGCGGGACCUCCAGGUGGAGGGCCGAUCGGCCUGCCUCCGCGGCGACCGGGAAGGUGUUGGCUCCGGUAGAAGGGUGGCUGCACGAGGAGUGAGUAGCCACUCGGAGCAGGUCGCGGAGACCCGCGGGCAACGAGUGCGCAGAGGGGCGGACUACAGCUCCCAGCAUGUAGAGGGGUGGCUCGCUCCCCCGCCCUCCCGUGGAGCAGCGGCGGCAGUUGGCAGCUUUGAAAGCAGAUAACAUGCUAUGGAAAGCAGAACGUCAGAAGACAUUGAAAGAAUUGAAAAAGAAAUAGAAAUCGAAUUAGAUGGAAUCAGUGUUUCUUCCUUUGAAGCGGAUGAUCCUAACGCAGAGGUAUCAGAGAAAGCUUUGAGUGACUCUGACACAAUUUCAGAUGACUUGCCUGAAUUGAUUGUCUCCUACUUAGACUUCAUAAAAAACAGAAAUCAAGAUGCUGAAAAUGUUAUACUGCAAGACUUAGAAGAUGAUGAAACUACAGGUAACAAUUAUGACAUAGUUCCUUGCCAUGCUUCAGAUCACUUGUCAGAGUUGGCUGCUGAAUAUAAAGAAGAUCUCGAAAAAAAUAAAGAAAGGGUAUUAUUUGAAAUUGAAAAUGAAGAUUUGCAGAUUGCUACAACACCUAGGUAUAACAGUCAGUCCACCAAUGAAGAAGUGGUCACUGAUGACCAUUUUGUUGCAGCUGAUGUUGAAAUGGGCAUAAGCGUUACUUACCCUGAAAUAGAAGAAAAAUAUAGACAAGAAUUUGAGCAGUGGGAGAAAAGACAAAGUGAGCUUGAAGAUGAGAAGAGGAAAAAGUGGAAAGCUGAGAGGGAAGCACAGGAAAAAGAGAAUGAAGAAGAACAUGCCAGAAGGGUGCAGCGUCUGGAGGAAUUUGAGGCUGAAAGAAUGGAGUUAGAGCUUCUGCACAAGAAACAACAAACUGUGAUGGAAGAUGAGUUACAGAAGGAAAAGAAAGCUUGGAGAGACAAAAUAAUGCAACAUGAGGAAUUGAUCAUGAAGCUACAGUUGCAAAUGGAAGAGGAGAAAAAGGCCUCUGAAGAGCAGAAAGAAAAAGAAAGAAAACGCCUGGCAGAACAAAGGAAUACAGCGGCUGUGAAAAUCCAAGCUAGAUUCAGAACACUUUUAGUCCAUAAAAAAUAUGGUCCUAUCUUAAAAGAGUGGAAAGAUAAAAUACAAAAGGCAAAGAAAACACAAGAAGAAAUUGAGAGAGAAGUUAAGGUAAAAGAGGAAAAAAUGAAAAGGCAAAUGGAAGAAAGGAGUCAAAAAAAAGAAGAGGAAAAAAGGAGACGAGGAGAACUAGAAAGAGAGAAAUAUUUGGAACAGGUAAGGAGGCGUGAGGAAUAUGAGAAAAAGAAAGCAAGUCUGAGACUUGAAAGAGAAAAACAGCUGCAAAUAAGAAGAGAAGAACAGAGAAGAUCAAGAGAAAAAAUAGCAAAAGCCAUGAUGACUGAAACUGGAGAAGACAACAAAGAAAGCAUAAAAGAGGAACAGACAGAAAAUAGGAAAGUAAUAAUAGAAGAGAAAAAGGAACUAAAAAAGCAAAUAGAGGAACAAAAAGAAAAACAGACUGAACUGAUGGAUGAAACAAAUAAUUGGAUGAUUCCUACAGAAGGAAAAUUGACACCAACAAAUAUGCUGAGCUCUGAGAAGAAGGAAGACUCUUCUCAAGUAAAUAAUGAAAACAUAUAUAUGAAUUCAGUAAUAGGCAUAGAAGAAAAUUACUCACAAACUAGGGAACUUGAUAAAGCUUCAAGUAUGAACACUUUGAAGCAUGAAUCUGUUAAUUUUGGAGCUACUGACAUGGUAGGAAAUACACGCAGCAAUUCAUCAAAUACCCAGUCAAAUGCUGGUAAUAGAGAAGUCAAAGAUAAAAUUUAUCAGUCUGGAACAACAAAGAAAUCUGUGUUUCUAGUGGAAGAUGCUAAUAAGGAAGUCAGGGAGAUCUGGGACAGAAUUCAAGAGGUCACUGAUCAUUCCAAUAAACUAAUUCUGCCUGAUGAUAUUGAAAAAAAGAGAAUAAAUUGGAUGAACACAUGUAAAUCAUGGUCUAAAAUAUAUGAGGAAAACAAAAGAAAGAAAUCGAAUAUUAAAAAACGACCAAGGAAAACUUCAGUUAGCAAGAUGCCUCCAUUAAGUAUACAGAAGAUAAUGCAUAGUGGCCCUUGGAGUACUCUGCAGCAGGUCACAGAACUAACACUUGAAGAUUUGCCUGCUUGUAGCCUCUCAACGUUGUCUGAGUGUUCAAAUCUUCAAGUUUUGACUCUGAGACGCUGUGGUCUAGUUGCGCUGGAAGGACUAAGUAGCUGCAAAGACCUGAAGUAUAUCAACGUGGAGGAAAACAGCAUUGAGAUGGUUGACUGUGAAAAUCUAGAAAAUCUCUGUAUUCUAAUUCUGAAUAAGAACCAUAUUUCAUCAGUUUGUGGCUUAGAUGGCUGCAUAAAUCUUCAAAAUCUUGAACUUUCCUACAAUAGAAUCACUCGAAUUGGUGGUUUGGAGUCACUGAAAAACCUUCAGCAAUUAAAUGUGGAUCAUAAUCAAUUAAUCAACACAAAAGGUCUUUGUGAAGCACCUACUCUCAUACACCUAGACUGCUCUUUUAAUCAUCUCACACAAAUUGAAGGCAUUGAGAGUUGUGGACUACUUCAAAUUCUGAAGUUACAAGGCAAUAAUCUACAGGAGCUUCCAAGGCUGGAAAAUCAUGUUCUGCUAAGAGAACUAUAUUUGGAUGACAAUAGCAUUUGUGCUAUGAAAAUGCUUCCUUUGUAUUGGUUGCCUCUGUUGCAGAUUCUUUCACUGUCUCAAAAUAGUCUAACUGAGCUUGUGCCUUUAAAUUCGUUUGUAUCUUUGGAAAAGCUGGACAUCAAAAAUAACUGCUUGUCAGACCUUAAAAGUGUCAUUGCAUGGUUAAGUGGCUGCAAUAAUCUAAGGGAGUUGUUGCUCAGUGGAAAUCCUCUUCUCCAAGAAAGGAAUUGCAAGCCUUACCUAUGCAAGGAACUUCCUAGUUUACAAUUUGUUGAUGGUGAAGACUUAAACUAUCAUACUUUACCCACAACUGAAAGAAUCAAAAGAUCAGAAUCAAGAACUUUUCUGGAACUUUGUCAAGUUCAAAUUGAAGAAAAUCUUAUACUGAAAAACAAGGCUUUUGAACUUGGAAUUGCCUCUUCCAUUGAUGCUGCACAGAGACAAUGCUGGUAUUUUAAUCAGUUAAUGAAACUUAGCAUUGAACAUCGAUGUGCGCAUGAGUAUGGUGAACUAAACAUUACUGACAGAGAUAGACCAGAAGCACUGCAAAAUCAUUUAAAGCAAACAUCCACUGGCUGCCUACAGGAAAAUAACCUCUUUAUCACGGGUGCGACAGAAAAUAAACAGGUCUUGUUGGAUUCUUCUGAAAGAUGGAUUACUACUGACCAUAUUAAGGCCACAUUCAUUAACUCCUCCAUACCUGUGCACCAAAAGGAAAAUAAAGAAGAUCAUAGAGUGAAGCAGAAGAACAUGGAAUCUUGUAUUAAUUACAGUGAGGAGAGCAAAGGCAACAAUAACAUGUCAGCCCAGCUCACAUUGCAACAGUCAGUUAUAUCAAGUAAUGUGAGAAGAGAUCUUAAGCAUUUUGAUAAUGAUACAGAAAGGCUGCAUAUGGCAGCAUCAACGAUCCAGUCCCUUUGGAAGAAGUACCAUGCCAGGAGGAAAAAUAACUGUACCAAAACAAGGAAUGAUCAUUUUACAGAGGUUUCAAGACGGAAGAAUGAAGCUGCCACACUAAUCCAGGCAUCUUGGAAGGGUUUUCUUUUGCGAAGGAAACUGGCCAGUGCUCUUGCAGCUGUUAAAAGUGAUGAAGUGGAGGCCGAAUAUGAAGAAAUAAAUGUGGAUGAUUUCAUGUUUUAUGAAGCUGCAUUAGAAAAGGAAUGGCUAACUCUAGAUUCCACCCGUUUCCCUUCAAAAACACUCCUGUUCUCAAACCAGCUGCACUGGCCAAAGUAUUCCAGGCCCUUAAAUUCCAGUGAACAUUCAAACAAUUUGCAGUUGUCACCACAAGCACUUUGGCAGCAUGUUGACAGACCACAUUUAUAUUCACCAGAAAAUCUCCACUUUCAUGGAAGUUCAGAGAAGGGAACAGUGUCACAGCUCUUUGACUUGAAAGAAAAAAAUAAAUUUUCAUUCAGAUCUGGAAAAGAAGAAAAAAUUUCAGAAGAAUGGGGUUUUAAAGACAUUUCUACUGCACAGCUAAUGCUGAAGAGGGCUCAUAAAAUGAAGCCCAGAAAGUACAGUAAUAAAAAAGUAGACCCAGCUGUGCGCCUGGCGUUGUUCAAAAACAAUGAAAAUAAACAUCUCCAUGUGAAACCACCAAGGAAGACAUGGCCUGCAAAUGCUGCUUACUUUGAAGAAUCCUGAGGGAAAGUUUGUUCAGAGAUGUGGCUGCCUUGAGGAUGGUGAUGCUAUUCAGACAUUUCUCCAGUUUUAGUAUACCUUGAUGUGUUCACUGAACCAGACUUUGGAGAAGUUCAAAGAUUUCAGAAUUUCAAGAACUGUGUUACAAGAUACAGAAAAAAAUUUACUCAUGUAUUUACUUAUGUAUAUUUUUUGUAUUCUUAUUGCUAAUUCAUAUACCAUUUUCCAGUUGCUGUAUCAGUACCUCUAAUGUACUGCUUUUCAUGUACUGUAUUUAGCUUUACUGAUCUGAAAAGAAGAAAAAUCUUGCUACAUCAUACAAAUGUUAUAUAUUUUAUAAUUAAAAGAUUUUCUGUCUAUUAAUAUUUCUCCAUUGUUUUAAAGGAUUCUGUUCACCUUUUUUGGUCAGAUUAUUUUGUGUUACAAUUUAUCUAUCUUGUAUGAAAAAAAAAAAAGAAACUAUAUUAGAGUCUUUCUUACAAAACAUUCUCUUAUUAGAGAGAGGUAAAAAGCAGACAUUGUCCUGUUACUUUAAAACUUGCUAAAAAUAUGAUGUUCGUUCUCCAUGACAGUGACUGUUACAAAUCCUAACUGCUUUGUUCAGUUAAUUUUUUAUUUAUAUAUUUUUUAAGAAUUCCCAUGCAAGGUACUAUAAUUUUAAUAGAGUAGUUUAGUCUGUAAGAUUGUAAAACUUAUCUGUUUCAUUAUUCUGAUGUAAAAUGUAUAAAGUUAUCUACUGAAGUUCUUUAAUUUCAAGUGUGAGUUCACUUAUAUAAUUGGACUUUAUGUGCUUAUUGUCCUUUUUGAAUCCUGUGCUAAUUGCAGAAGCUUAAAUAAGUGGCUACGAAUAAGCAAAGUUAGGAAUGGACAACUGUUUUACCUGUUGUUGAACAAUCAGGCAAAACAAACUAUACUUUUAAGUUUAUUAUUUAUGGCAAAUAUAAAUAGAAUGCACAUGAGGCAAAUUCAAUGAUUCAGAAUCAUCAUGGUAUUUAACUUAUGUAUAUGUCAGCAAGGUGGAGGGUUUAGUGAAAAAUUUAGCUUAGAGGUUUAGUAAGAAAUAAACUAAUUUAAACCCACCUACUCCAAUAAUAAAAUAUUAACAAUCAAGCAUGUUCAUUUUCUCAUUAAAAAAUGAUUUAAAUAAAGGUCAAAACAAAAUUCCCUGACAGAACAGGAGGAUCCAGGGUAAAAUUAGUCCUUUUUCAUUAUUCAGUGAAAUAAAUCAUUCAGAUCUUCUUUGCAUAGAAAAAAAUAUGCAGUUGUAACAAUAACUGAUUCAACAUCAAUAUAAUUAAGUUCAAUUCCCCUAGGGCUAAAUACUCUUGAAUGUGUGUUGAUGUAACUAAAAUGAUGUGCUAUGUUUAAAUUAUUGCACUUUUCAAGUGUUUAUAAGCUGAAAAUUUCAAUCUAGUUUGUAAAGAACUCUAUAAAAGUACUAAGCUCUUUGAAGAACACCAAUUAAGAAUUAGUCUGGGGAAACUUGCCAGCAAAUCAUGUUUUUGUGUUUUUGCUUUUGUUUUCACCUGUACUUUACAAAGGGAAUUCCCUUUUUUUGAA